CUAAGAAAAAUUUGUUUUCUCUCUCUUCCCUUUCUCUCUCACGAACCAGCCUCAGGGCUCUCUCUCUCUUCUCUCUCUCUGAAAGUGAAGCGGAAAAAACCCCUAAAAACCUUUGAUCUCGCCGGGUUUUGAUCUCCGUCACCGACGACGGUGAGAUUAUUCUACUGUAGUUUUGAAUUUUUUGACAGAUUAAGCCGGAUCAGAUCUGGGCUAGGGUUUUUGGUUUCUGUGGAAAGUCCAUCGAAGGAGGGAGGAGGAGGUUAAUUUGUGAACUGAAGGGAAGGAGUGAGGCGGAGCUGAGACCGAAUCGGAGCAGAAAUGUACAAGAACCAGCUUCAAGAGCUGGCGCAGAGAAGUUGUUUCAAUCUUCCCUCGUAUACCUGCAUUAGGGAAGGACCAGACCAUGCGCCAAGGUUUAAGGCUACUGUUAACUUCAAUGGCGAGAUCUUUGAAUGCCCUCAGUACUGCUCUACCCUCCGUCAGGCCGAGCACUCCGCCGCUGAGGUCGCUUUGAACGCCCUCUCUAACCGUGGUCCCCCUCAUUCGCUUGCCGCUAGGAUCCUGGAUGAGACAGGGGUUUACAAAAACCUCCUGCAGGAAAUUGCUCAAAGAGUUGGAGCGCCAUUGCCACAAUAUACAACAUUCAGAUCAGGCCUUGGUCACCUACCUGUUUUUACAGGGAUAGUAGAAUUGGCUGGAAUAACGUUUACUGGAGAACCUGCCAAGAACAAAAAACAGGCAGAGAAAAAUGCUGCAAUGGCAGCUUGGUCAGCUUUAAAACAAUUGGCUAAAGAAUCAGCAAGCUCUUCAUCGGAACCAGAAAACAACGAUGAGCUGGAGCAGAUCACUAUAGCUCGAGCCUUAUUGAAUUAUCGCCAAAAAGAAAAAUUGGCCAUGUCAAAUCCAAAUGCAACAAUACCAUUCCACAAAAAACUUCAAAUUCAAACUCCAAGGCCAACGAGUCCCCAACGUCCCCCUGCUCCCACAUCAAAGAUUCUUCCCUUAAUUUGCCAAAAGGCUGCUCCUCGAAGCAGAGCUCCAUUUUCAGCAAAUAAAAUCCCCAUUCCUCAAUCCCAAACUCCUACACUAGAAGGCUCUGGAACCCGCGCCCAGAAGUUCAGUGCCGGAGCUGCUCUUUCUUACAUUCCCGUUCAGCAGUUUAGAACAUCUUGCCAUGGUAUUGCCCCACCAGUUACAAUUAGAACAGCAAUGCCUGUGUAUUCUGCCCCGCCUCUACCGCAACCAUCGAAGCUUCCACCACAGCAAGUAAUUCGAGUCCCACCUGUACGGAUCGCCCCACCUGUUUCUAUUAGGCAAGCAAUUCCUGUGUUUGCUGCUCCCCCAGUACGCAAGGAAAAUCCUCCUGUAGUUAAAAAAGAAGAAUGUCCAGCUCCAGCUGCUCCAAAAGAUGACCCUACUGCUCUUUCCGCGUCCGUGCCCUCACCGACCACUGUAUCACCGCCCGUGCCCUCACCAUCCACCGUAUCACCGCCCGUGCCCUCACUGCCCACCGUAUCACCUCCUGAAGUAGAAGAAGCUACAUCCACAGUGGUGAACAGUCAGCAAGAAACUAAGACAUUAGAGAACCUCGAACAACUCAAAAUAUGAUGAGGUGAUUCAUUAGAAAAGACCACAUAGGAGAUUGUCGUAUGGUUUUGCAGUAAAGUUAGGUUAUCUCAUCUGCAUCUUAUUUUGAGUGUCAACCCUUUUCUUUUUUCAUCUUUUUUUUUUUUUUGCCCGUUUUGUUAAAACUUGAGUUGUUGAGAGGUGGAAAAAUUAGUAUCAGCAUCCCUGCAGCAAUGCCAUUUCAACAGCAACUGUGUCAACUUAUGUACUUAUAUAUUAGUAUCUUUGGGCAUGUUGUCCCAUCUUCUCCAAAAA
Molecule: messenger RNA, 1881 nt
Organism: Benincasa hispida (wax gourd)
Lineage: Eukaryota; Viridiplantae; Streptophyta; Magnoliopsida; Cucurbitales; Cucurbitaceae
Gene: DRB2
Product: dsRNA-binding protein 2
Molecular function (GO): double-stranded RNA binding
Source: RefSeq, a predicted model, not a curated record